AUGACCGCAGCAGAUUUUUCCAGAGUAUCGACUCGAACCCCAUCCUCCCCAUCACAUCCUGUUCUUUCUCGAGGUCUCGGCGACUUGCGCAAUGUUUCACGCAAACCCUGGUCUAAGUCUGCAGAUGAUCUCGGAAAAUUCACCUCCCAACUCUCGACUCCUCCCCUUACUCCCAUUGAUACAUCUUUCCAGGGCAGAAUUAAGCAAUAUAGGAACAAUCGCUCAGACAGCUUCGGAAGCAUGAACACCAUACCCUCGCCAGCCGGCCCUCCAGCAGCCUCGUCGCAGAAGCACUUCCCGUUUCCUGUUAUCGCAGCUUCUGAAUCGCUUUCCUCAUCUCCACCUUCACGAUCCGCUAUGCCACCUCCAGCGCCGUCACCUGGUGGCUCCAGCAGUGGAUCACUGACACCCAUCGGUCCCAAUACUGGUUCCCAUGUCCAUGUACGCUCUCACUCAUUUACACCACGCCUUCCGUCGAAGCUGUCGGCUCCAAAGAUCGCUCUAGUCCCACCUAGUCCGAAGAGGAAAGGAUCGUCGUCUUCUGACCGUGAAUCGGAUAGAGAACGCGACAAAACGACAUCUGGUGGAGCAGCCAUCAGCUCUCCCAGCAGAUCCCCUUUCCCUUUCAGUCUCAGCGGCGGUGGAAAUGCCUACAAGGCCACUUCUCCCUUCAAUCCCACCAACGCGGAUUCUUUUGGUCACCCACCAUCCUCUUCUAAAUCUCUGGCUCCACCCACAAUUGUCGAGCCAGAAAAUGACGGAUUGGAUCCGAAGAGGAAACGUACGUCUCAAGUGGUGUAUCAUUCCGGAUUCGUGAACCGCCUGGUAGACUUCUCGCCAUCUGGAAUGAAUGCACGCGCCAAUCAUGCGUACAUGGCCGGCGGUGUAACCCCGUCAUUUUCAAGGGGUUGGAAACCGUUCAAGUUAGUGCUGAAGGGAUCCAAGUUAUAUUUCUAUAAACCUCCGAGCGAUCGUAGUGCCGCUGUGAAGGAGUUAUUUCCGACGGAGCUAGUCGCCGUGUUAGAAGACGAGACGUUGACUGACACGGAGGCGGAACCGAACGAUGUCGAUGUCGAGGAUCAAGAAAGAGGUGGAAAGGGAAAGGAGAGAGAGGAAACGAGAAGGAGAAGAGCCUACUGGGGUCGCAGUACUCACCCAUCCUUGGUUGUUGGCGCGACGAUUGAACGGGGGACCUUUGAAGCGCUUAUUCACGAGGCCGUCUUUGCGACGACGUUUGCAAACCCCUCCCAGCAAGCAUCCCAAUCUUCUGCUGAACAUCGGGAGACGGAACCAGAUGCAGACUGGGAAGAUGCUGUGGAAAAACCACAGAAUACUUCGCGAUACAGACCGGAGUGGCGAAAUUACUCGUCAGCGGCCCUGCUCUGCCUUCCGGCUCUUGUAGAUCGGCAGGCCUUUGAGACAGAGUUCAUGCGUUGUUGCGCGUAUCUCGUGAGCGGAACUAACGAUGAUGCAAAGGUGGAAGAAUGCGCCAGGGUGCGCUGGUUAGCGACCACUUACCUGAAGUACUAUGGAAAGCCUCUCGACGCCGAUGCCUGGGAGAAGUGGCGGGCUGACACGAUGUCCGACUCCGAAGUGGAUGACGGCCCUCGCAUUUCAGGUCUUCCGCAGUCUUCGUCCAUGCAAGGGUUGUAUGCGCUGUCGCCUCAAAUGUUCACUUCACCGCAGACUAAAGGCCAAGAGUUCUCACCGAACGUAGGAAUGUUCUCGCCCCGGCCAGAAGGAGACAGCAGGCUGAUGUCUCUUGUGGACGCGCUGGCUGAGCCUCCUCAAUCUGCUACUAGUCACUCUGUGACGACAACCCAUCCCACAACUCAAUCGACGAAAACGUUGUGGAAUAUCCUGGAGCGUGACGGUUUGUCCAGGGAUGUGCUUAUUGGCCUAGAUCCCCACUUGGUCUCACGCAGUCUCUUACUGUACCAGAAGAGACUGCUCAGGAAUAUACCCGAUAACUUCACUGCUGAUCUUUGUCUUGGGCCUGAAGAGAUUGAUGUUCAGGGCACCGUCACUUCUGACCCAACUCCAAGCCUUGCACCAUUUUAUGGAAGUGAAGAACUGCCACACUGGCUUACUAGACUGAUAUUGAUCCAAAUUCUUGUCCCGGAAUCUCAUGCAAGCUCAACUUCCUAUGGCGGCACUGUGUCGCAUGUGCCCGAUAUGCCAACCUCUCGUACGCACUCUCGUUCCGAACUUGUUUCCGCGUGGGCGAGAAUUGGCGAGGCGUGCCGUCGGUCCGGAAACGAAUGUUCUUGGCGUGCAAUCAUGGCUGCGUUAUGCUCUCGCCCUGUCGCUCGAUUGGAGAAAGUGUGGAAGCGCGUAGAUGUUGAAGCUUUUUCCCUAGUGCAGUCAUGGGUGCGGCCUUGUGAAACAGGCGAAACUAUGCAUGUUGAGGAGCCAAAGGUGGUGCCAUGGGCUGGUGACGUCAGACGCCUCCUGAAGGAGUGUCUAGAGAGAUCCAGGACUGCUGAUUGCAGCGAAUGGCAAGUCGACCCGCUCAUUGAGGCCCGCGAGAGAUUCGAAGCAUUUCGGACGGAAUUUUCGUUGUGCGGCGGGGGCAACGCUGAACCAGGGCCAGUCGAGGACACGGAUGACGUCGAAGCAUUGGUGGAGCAGUGGAAGAACUCAUGUGAUACUGAGGCCGUUAGAUCUGUGGCUUCGAAGUUCAUCAGAAUUGACCAGUUCAUGUCGCUGUCUCUCGCCGCUGAACCCCGGCGUAAGGGUCUCUUCGAGCCGUACUACUGGACACGACCUGCCGCUCAGCAACUGAAUCAUUCGUUGGCUGCAUUGCUAUUUCCCGAGCCGUUGCCGACGUCAUCCCUCAUCAACCGAGAACUCGCCUCACGUGGCCGCUUGGAGAGCAAUGCGUCCACUCUCAACGUACAGGAUUUACAGUAUCUGCGCGAAGUACGACUGAAGUCCUGCAAUGAUAGCGUGGAGCCCGCUAAGCCGAACAGCCUCGAUCUCGGCGGCACUAUUCUACCUGUCUUCAAUGGCGAACUUCUUCUCCUUGUUCAACCAGGUGCAGAUACCGUACCAUGUUCGCGCCCUGGUUCACGAACUGCGUCGCGUCCUCCCAGCUCCGUCGUAGAUCAUGCGCCCCCGGAGAAGACAAUUGGGCGUACACCGUCGAUGAGAGUGACACCUGGCUCCUCUCAUGUAUUGGAACGGAAACCAAGUGUCAUCCGUCGCAAUUCUCUGCCUUCAAUGUCUCAGAGAACAAGCCUUGUGGUUAGCGAAGUAAGCUCCGAAAGACCUCUUCGUGUCGUAGUGCAGGCUGGUACCCUUGAUCGUCUUGUGGACGUACUUGCACAUGGUCUUCAAGGCAUAUCCGUCUCUGUCGCAGAUGAUAAUGGCGAGAUGCCGCUAAAUGACAAGAAGGUAAGGGAAGUUAAAGUCGAUAUGGACGACUUCUUCCAAGUCUGGUGGAACGUGUUUCGCAGCUUUGUGACGCCACAGGUCUUAUUCGAGUUGUUGCGAAAGCAAUAUAUUGGUGCGCAUCUCGGUGCCACCCCUUCAGCUGCGGAAGUAUCUCGCGUUGUGAAAAUUCGUUCGGAGAUACUGGAGACCAUGAACGAAUGGAUCAACCGGGGCGGUGGAGCUCAAGAUGCCUUGGAUGACGUCCACCUUUUCAAUUCGUUUGACAGUUUCUUCAGGCACUCCCCAGAUCAUGCUCUCCCAAGCUCGACUAAUGUUCCCAACUUUCCGCAAGCGCUCAACUUCCUUGACCAGAUCAGGAAGAAUGUGCAACUAUCUUUCACUUCCCAAACCAUGAGACCAUUGGCUUCCAUCCUCCCCAUAUCCGAGAGUUCUAUGAAUGGCCUGGGUAUCCGAAGUUUCAGUUCUGAACCUCCGGAGAUUGAUCAAAUCGACCCGGAAGAAUUGGUCAACAACCUGGAUGCGAUGGUAUCAGCUGCUUUUCGUAACGUUAGCGAAGAGGACCUGUUUGUUACUGCCGAUCUGCUCGAGAUUCAGUCUGCAGACCGCACUGGAUGGUUCCUUCCUCGUGAUCCCAGUUCUAUCGCAGACGAAGUGGAGAUUCAGUUCAUGGACGCCUACAUCAUGGAGAUAGAACCAUCGUCACUCAUCUCUGAGAUGUCUCAAGAUUGCCUUUACCGCUUGCUUCCCCCUUCCAUCCGAAGUUGCAUCAGAGCAUUCGGUAUACUCCGUAAAUGGCUACUGUCCAAACUGAUAACCCCCAAGUUGGGUCUUCGCGCGAGACAUGCAAGGAUGGAAUUGAUAAUGCAAGCCAUUGAGGUCUGUCGCCUCCGUAGCGAGUCUGGCCCAUCACAUCUCCCGCUUCCGGACCGUCCUUGCACCCGAACCUUCGUGGAAGCAAUCCUCACGUCAGCCGUCCUCAGCGUUGAGAGUCGCAUGUAUCAACGUGCGUGGCAAAUUGUUGCCUCUGCACGCGGCACUUCAUGCGACACGUUGUACGCUUUGUUGAAUAAACCGGCUAUCACGUCUAUUACAUCACGAGGUAGCCUUGUCGUGGACGUAGGAUGGGUCUUGGACAAGAUGCUGGAAAUCAUCAGCACCCCCGAUAUCUUAGAGUCCACGAACCAGGAGUCCGUGGGUCUGGUAAACUUUGACAAACGCAGGUCUCUGCAUACUCUCAUCAAGACUACUGCAGGACCUAUAGCAAAACGCAGGAAUCGGCGACACAAUGUGGACCGGCACGACUUUGAACGCUUGAAUCGCAUCGAGAAAGAGAUGAAUUCCACGCAUUUUGACUUCCGGGUCAUCCGCGAAGAGGCCCAUCGUGAAGCUACGCAAGCUGGCCCUCCUGGAUCGUCGAUCCCAAAACGAAUUCAACGUCCCUUCCAUGGUUUGGUUUCUCUUCAACAAGAGAAGAACAAGCGAGACAGGUACCUGAAAGAUCGACUAAGCAGAGAGAAACGACUAGAACAGCAGCGGAACGACAAGCGGGAAGAAUAUCUCAACAAGGCGAUGAACACUAGACGACAAUUUACAUCGGUCCAAAAGCAACACCGGAACAAGAAGAGUAUGUCAUCUGCGUUCUUCCAACUGAUGCGGCCAAUUUCGAGUGCAUUCUCGUCUGAGAGCGUGUCGGCCAUGUCCAAACGAACACCAGCCGAGCUAGACUUCACUCCAGCGCAGAAGCCUUCGUUGGUAUUGAGCGUUGUUGAUGCACGAGUAUCUCACUUCGUCAACAAUGAGCGCUCGUUUACGUUCCAACUCGACACCGACGAUGGAGGGCACUGCUUGCUGCAAGCUAUUGGUAAACCAGAGAUGAAGAAGUGGAUGGACACCAUCCAGCAUGUAUCGAAGACGGCUGCCAAGCGUCGCUUGACUUACUUAGGGCAAAAUUCUAAGAUGCAACUUUCGGAUCAUCUCUUAAGUAAACCUGCAACAGCGUCUAGAGAUCCUGUGGCUGUAUUUGGAGUCGAACUCGAGUUUCUGCUCGAGCGAGAAGCUCCAGACUGUGAAGUACAGCCUGGUGCUAUCCCAUCUGUCAUCGAGCGUCUGAUCUGUGAAGUGGAAAGCCGGGGUCUUACCGAGAUAGGCAUAUAUCGUAUCGCUGGUGCCCAUUCUGAAGUCAAUGCUUGCAGAGACGCCUUGAACAGAGGCGAAUGGCCCAUCAGUGAAUCUACGGACGUUCACGCUGUGUGCGAUCUUGUCAAAUCGUGGUUCCGGGUUCUCCCUGGUGGGGUCUUUCCAUCAGCCUCCUACAGCGAGAUUCUGUCAGCUGCCGCGCUCGACGGUGUCGACCUCGAUACACGACUGUCACAUAUCCGCAAAGUUGUGCAUGGACUUCCUGAUCCGAAUUUCGACCUUCUCAGGCGGAUUGUUGAACAUCUAGAGAAGGUGACUGAUUUCGAAGAGAACAACCAAAUGACCGCCGAAUCCCUUGCGACUGUGUUCAGUCCCAACUUCUUACGUUCACCUAACAACGACCUGGGGGCAUUUUUUGCAAACAUGAGUGCUGCGCAUCGCGUCACGAAAUUGCUCAUAGCACAUUUCCAUAUGAUUUUCGACACCGAUGUCGAUCAAGAUCACGAAGCUGAGCUUGAUCAUGAUCAAGACGAGUAUGAUUUCGAAGAGCCCAUCCCAGAGGAGGAUGAAGAUAUGGACAUAGUCCCAGACCCUCCUGAGAAAGACAGCAUACCAUUGGAUCCUCCCGUCCUCGACGCAGAACUCAGCAACCCACUGACAUUCCCAUUCCCUGUAUCGUCAUAG
Sparassis crispa is the source of this 6216-nucleotide messenger RNA. RefSeq lists its product with no specific name. Gene Ontology annotation, molecular function: guanyl-nucleotide exchange factor activity. The coding region runs from base 1 to 6216 and encodes 2071 amino acids. Gene Ontology annotation, cellular component: cytoplasm. The record is from RefSeq and is a predicted model, not a curated record. NCBI's taxonomy places the organism in Eukaryota, Fungi, Basidiomycota, Agaricomycetes, Polyporales, Sparassidaceae. Gene Ontology annotation, biological process: regulation of GTPase activity; small GTPase-mediated signal transduction. The transcript is spliced from 11 exons.